Molecule: messenger RNA, 918 nt
Organism: Hyaloscypha bicolor E
Lineage: Eukaryota; Fungi; Ascomycota; Leotiomycetes; Helotiales; Hyaloscyphaceae
Product: NAD(P)-binding protein
Exons: 4
Coding region: 1-918 (305 amino acids)
Source: RefSeq, a predicted model, not a curated record
AUGCAGAAUAUUCUGAUCACAGCAUCCAGCGGUAAUAUAGGUGCUCAGUUGAUCCGAAAGCUUCUCGCCACGAACGCCGUGCAUCUGGUACUCGUAACCAGUAGUACUGAGAAAUUAAGUUCCUUCGCGAACUCCAAUGCCGUAACGAUUGUGGAGGGGCCUCUCUCGGAUCCACAAUGGGUGGAAACACAGCUCAAGGUACACAAGAUUGAUACAGUCUUUCUCUAUCUUUUUGGCAUCGAAGAAUUAUUUACAGUAUUCAAUUUCUUGAAUGCUCUCCAAAGAUCGCCGAAUGUCAAACAUGUUGUAUAUCCCUCCGCUUGUGGUGACUUCAUUGGCAAACCCGAAAACACGGUCGGUUGGAUGUGUGCUCACACAAAAAUAAAACCACCCGUCGAGAUUGCGUUACGACACAUCAUGUCAUUCACUCAUACUGUUAUUGGGCCGACAUUAUUCUUUGAGAACGAUAAUAAAUUCAAAGAUGCUAUUCUCCAAGGGAGACGGUGGGUCGAGCCUCUCGGCGAGAAAGGAGCUAGCAGAGUCGCCGUCGCUGAUGUUGCCGACGCUGUAUUUAUUGCCCUUCUUGAUCAAGGUCGCAAGUGGGAUGGAACUAAAAUCAAUAUUGGGACAUUAAAACAGUACGCUGGCGCAGAAAGCGCAAAGCUUUGGAGUAAUGCAUUAGAUUUCCAUAUUCAAGCUGUUCCCAGCAACCAAGAAAGCCUAGAUAUGUUGGAGAAGGAAUUUCGAAAGAAACUUGAGCCUGUUUGGGCCAGGGAUUUAACUUUGCUAUAUAAAGGCAUUAUCUCUACAGGGUUUGGAAUAUCUGAAGAGGAAUAUCAAUUGCAAGUCAAGCUCUUGGGCCGUAAACCAGCCAAGUACGAAGAUUAUGUUGUGAAGCUAGUACAAACGGCUGGGUGA